Molecule: messenger RNA, 210 nt
Organism: Acanthamoeba castellanii str. Neff
Lineage: Eukaryota; Discosea; Longamoebia; Acanthamoebidae
Exons: 1
Coding region: 1-210 (69 amino acids)
Source: RefSeq, a predicted model, not a curated record
AUGACCAACGCCACCCGGCGCCUGGCCUACCUGCUCGACGACCGCGGCCAGAUGACCUCUACACCGAGCAGGACUACGUGCCCACAUCGCGCCCGUGGCUCCUUCGUGACGGCCACGCCCUACCGCUUCGCGCUCAACAGCCUGCGCGUGACGGCCUCGCAUCAGUGCUUCACUUCAACCUCAUCCGCUGCCGCUGGCAAGAAGCGCUAG